This is a messenger RNA of Trichoderma harzianum CBS 226.95, 330 nucleotides long. RefSeq lists its product as hypothetical. The transcript has a single exon. The annotation marks the transcript as partial. NCBI's taxonomy places the organism in Eukaryota, Fungi, Ascomycota, Sordariomycetes, Hypocreales, Hypocreaceae. The record is from RefSeq and is a predicted model, not a curated record.
GUGGCCCAGCAGCAGCUGCGGCCGUACAUCAAGAACUCCCUGCAAGAUGCCGUCCUCCGACUCCCUAGCUACGUUGUGACUUUCCUUCGCGGCCGCGUACGACCAGACCAGAUCAUCGGUAUGCGCGACUCGUACGUCAACGCCUUACUCAUCCAGAGUCGAGGUACUGCCGCUGACCCUCCGUGCAACGCUUGCCAGGAGAAGAUGAUACUGGAUGCCGAUGGCUACGCCAACCCUUUCCCUACUUGCGUACGACUCCCCGGCCAUUUUGGCAGCAGCUGUGGGAAUUGCAAGUGGCGGGACCAUGCUGCUCGCUGCUCCAGACGCGAU